Messenger RNA from Trypanosoma grayi, 1644 nucleotides. RefSeq lists its product as hypothetical. The record is from RefSeq and is a predicted model, not a curated record. Lineage: Eukaryota; Euglenozoa; Kinetoplastea; Trypanosomatida; Trypanosomatidae. Bases 1 to 1644 code for a protein of 547 amino acids. The transcript has a single exon.
AUGAACCUUGUGGAGCGUGAGGUCGAGGGCGUUUUGUGUGGGGCUCUACUUGCGCCGGAUGGCUGGGCUCUGCGUCUGCACCACGACGCCUGCGGGAGCUCCUCGCUGAGUGUUGCACACUUUGAGCGCGUUGACGUACUUGGGGAAUCCCUCUACGUGGCGGAGCACUUCGUUCCACGUGCUGUGGCAGGUGAUGCGGGCGCUCUGCAGAAGCAGUUGCAGGAACGGCUCUUAGCAUGCGUCUCCCCAGACUCUGAAAGGCUGUCUCGAUCACCGUUUUGUGUUGUAUGGGAAGUUGAACGGACAGAGUGCGCUGCAGUACUGCUUGAACAAUACACGCUGCUGGUGUGUGUUUUGCUGCACACCGCGAAGAGCGAAGAAACCACUAUAAUGAAGGAGGCCUUCCAUCGAAUUGUUCCUGAUCUCAAGGCACGCUACGCGCGGCUUUCCAAGGAGGUGGCAACACGUGAUGCUGUGUGGACUGCUGGCGUUGGUGGAAUGUACACUCCACGUGGCCGCUGCGUUGUUCAAAUGUCGCAGCAUGUGAGCAUUGCGGCUCAAUGCAGCCCAGCUUCUUGUGAGCGCAGCGACUGGCUACUUCAAGUAGUGGCAACGGAGCUGGGCCUUGUGUCAGAGCAUCUGUGUCUUGCGGUGCACGGGUUCGCCCCUGUGGUGGUGGCGACGCUGCCGCUUUCUACCGACGUCUGUCUAGUGAGUCGCCGCGCGUUGGGGCGUGUUUGGGCGAGACACGUGCGACGCAGCGGCUGGCGAUGCGCAGAAGUGAGGCGGGUUCGUGCCACAAUUGAGAAUACAACGACGUUGUCGUCCUCGGCAUCUUGCGUGGUGAGUCCCUGCAGUACAUUCUACUAUCUAGAGAAAGACGACAGCAAGGCAGAGCGGGUGAUAGCGUGGGUCACAGAGCCACGGGUGGGCAGUGAUUGCUGUGUGGUGCUGCUGACUCCAGCAGCUGAGGUGGGGAACACAACCACCACUGCCAUCGACAACAACAACAACCACGUUGAUAUUAUCAACGCGGACACAUGCCAAGCACAGUGUGAGUGGCUGUUGUCUGCAUUUCGCCUGUCUAUCGCCACCACUGCCUCGUUUACAGCACUGAGCGUAAGAAAAGAUCCUGGGUUUCUAUUUCGCCAGGGGAGCCUUGUUGUGCACCUGCCGUCCGCAUCGAAGGCCUACACAAACGCGACGGCUUUCGUUGCGGCGGCCUUUAGUGGUGCUUCUCUGGGCGCCGUUACUGUCACGGCAGAGGAUAUGGGUGAUGGGCAGAGGCGGCAGGCAGUAAUCACGCUUCUUAAGGAUUACCGCUGCCCGUCAGACUACGUGGAUUACAUCGUAACUGAGUACCUGUACGACACACCACUUGAGAAGAGAUCAGCUGUCUUUCGGAAGAGAAGACGACAGCAAGCAGUGUUAUCUAGGACUAAACAAGGUGCACUAAAAGAGGAGGAGUACUCACUGUGGAUUCGCCUUUGCGACAGUGCAGCCGUGUACUUUGUUGUGCGUGAGUGCGGUGUUGGCCGCUUGCUGCUGACGCAGGCAUGCGUGCUGGGAGCCGUGGUGGAUGAUGCACAGGCGGAGCGGUGGGAGGUAUGGGUCUCUGGCAUUCACACUUUGGCUGCUGCCUAA